Messenger RNA from Argentina anserina (silverweed cinquefoil), 1499 nucleotides. RefSeq names its product GDSL esterase/lipase 2-like. The record is from RefSeq and is a predicted model, not a curated record. Gene Ontology annotation, molecular function: lipase activity. NCBI's taxonomy places the organism in Eukaryota, Viridiplantae, Streptophyta, Magnoliopsida, Rosales, Rosaceae. The coding region runs from base 218 to 1321 and encodes 367 amino acids. The transcript is spliced from 5 exons.
AUCUAUUUGAAACAAAAAAAACAAAAGAAAAGAGACGCUGGAGUUGGAGCAGCGUCUUCUUCCUCUAUCUUCGCCGAAAACUGCCAUCACAGUAAAAACAUCAUACUCCACACCCAGCAGCAAAAACCCAGUCUAGGCAGCUGCCUAGACCCGCCUACACAUCGAUCCGCUACUGCCACCAAGGCCAAUACAUACAAAGCAUACCUGCAGAACUAGAAUGUCGACUUUGGUGUUUCGAAUAUGUUUGAUUUGUGCUUUUUCUGCAACUCUUCUUACUCCAAGCAGCUGCCAUGAUCACUCCAGGCUUCACAAAAAACAGGCAGCCUUGUUUGUCUUUGGUGAUUCGUUGUUUGAUGUCGGAAACAAUAACUAUCUGAACACUUCCACUAACUUCCAAGCAAAUUUUUGGCCUUAUGGGGAAACAUUCUUCAAGCAUCCCACUGGAAGAUUUUCGGAUGGACGUCUACCCCCUGAUAUGAUUGCUGCAUAUGCAAAGCUGCCACUUAUACCACCAUAUCUACAGCCGGGGUUCAACCACUAUGCUUAUGGGGUCAACUUCGCAUCUGCUGGCGCCGGCGCUCUAGUUGAAUCUCAUCAAGGAUUUGUUAUAGACCUUAAAACUCAACUGAAGUAUUUCGAGAGAGUGGAGAAGCAGUUGAGGCACAAACUAGGCCAUGCAGACACAGUGCUUUCAGAAGCUGUUUACUUGAUUGGCAUUGGAUCCAAUGACUAUUCUUAUGCACUCCGUACAAAUUCCAGCUUGUUUGGGUUCUCACCUCAAGAAUUUAUUGGCCUGGUGAUAGGAAACAUUACAGAUGUGAUCAAGGAAAUAUACAAAAAAGGAGGAAGAAAAUUUGGGAUUUUAGGCAUGGCCCCUGUAGGUUGUGUACCAAGUUCGAGAGCAGUAAAAGCAGGAAACACAGGCGCAUGUGUGGAAGAAUUGAACGCGGUAGCCAAAUUACACAACAUCGUACUUGAGAAAUCCCUCUUAAAGCUUAAAGGACAUCUCCCAGGAUUCAAGUAUUCAUAUCCAAAUAUAUACCCUCUUGUCGAUGAUAUGUUUAACAAUGCAUCUAAAUAUGGUUUCAAGGAGGGAAAGACGGCAUGUUGCGGAUCUGGUCCAUUCAGCGGAAUUAACAGUUGUGGAGGGAAGCGAGGCGUGACCCAGUAUGAACUAUGUGACAAGGUGAAUGAUUAUGUGUUUUUCGACGCUGACCAUCCCACAGAAAGGUUUUACCAGAAAGUUUCCAAGUUCUGGUGGAGCCGUAAACCUGAACACACUGAGACUUACUUUAGUCUGAAAGAGCUAUUUGAAGUUUGAUGAUCGAAUACGCUUCAACUCUUGCAGAGGCAGUUGAGGAUACAAAAUGAUCAAAGUUUGCACAUCGUCCUCAUCUACUUAUAAGUAUUAUGAAUAAAUAAGUUAAAUGAAUAUAUCUAUCUGUACGCCUGCUUCUUCUCUUGAUACUCUGAUACUCAAAUAAUAUAUAAUUAAGAGA